Macadamia integrifolia is the source of this 2111-nucleotide messenger RNA. RefSeq names its product chlorophyllide a oxygenase, chloroplastic-like. The record is from RefSeq and is a predicted model, not a curated record. Gene Ontology annotation, molecular function: chlorophyllide a oxygenase activity; iron ion binding; 2 iron, 2 sulfur cluster binding. NCBI's taxonomy places the organism in Eukaryota, Viridiplantae, Streptophyta, Magnoliopsida, Proteales, Proteaceae. Gene Ontology annotation, cellular component: chloroplast. The transcript has 9 exons. Bases 58 to 1662 code for a protein of 534 amino acids. Gene Ontology annotation, biological process: chlorophyll biosynthetic process.
CUCUCUAACAAUACAUCUAUUUUCUCUCCCCUCCCCUGUUCGGCAGCUUCAAUCGCCAUGACCACUUUUGCUACAGCUGCAGCUCUCUCUCUUCCAAUCUCGCUCUGUAGAACCUCAAAGGUUAACACUAAGAAGGGAGUCAGAGGAUUUGGUGUGUUUGCUAUAUUUGGAGAGGAAGGAGGGUUGGUGGAGAAGAAGAACACUUGGGGUACACUGUUCGACGUCGAGGAUCCAAGACCUAGAGUUCCUCAGUUGAAGGGGAAGUUCUUAGACGCAAAUCAAGCUUUGGAGGUUGCUAGAUUUGAUAUUCAGUACUGUGAUUGGCGAGCUCGGCAAGAUCUUCUAACUAUCAUGCUUCUUCAUGAAAAGGUAGUGGAAGUUCUGAAUCCCUUGGCAAGGGAUUACAAGUCCAUAGGUACCAUGAAGAAGGACCUUGCAGUGCUGCAAGAAGAACUGGCACACGCUCACAAACAGGUUCACAUAUCUGAAGAUAAGGUUGCUACUGCACUUGAUAAGCUGGCAUACAUGGAAGAAUUGGUAAAUGAUAGGCUGUUACAGGACAGGAGUACAACUGAAUCUGACAGAACUUCCCCCACUCCAAGCACAUCCUCAUCAUCUCUUGACAAUGUGAAAAGCAAGUUGCCGCGGAAGAGCCUGAAUGUGUCAGGUCCUGUUCAGCCAUAUGAUACUUAUUUGAAGAACUUCUGGUACCCAGUGGCCUUCUCCACUGAUCUGAAAGAUGAUACCAUGAUUCCUAUAGAGUCCUUCGAGGAGCCAUGGGUAGUAUUUCGUGGGAAAGACGGGAGCCCUGGUUGUGUUCAGGAUACAUGUGCUCAUAGAGCAUGUCCACUUCAUCUUGGCUCAGUCAAUGAAGGCCGCAUCCAGUGCCCCUACCAUGGGUGGGAAUACUCGACGGAUGGAAAAUGUGAGAAAAUGCCUUCAACUCGGUUACUUAAUGUGAAGAUAAGAUCAAUACCUUGCUUUGAACAAGGAGGGAUGAUCUGGAUUUGGCCUGGCAGUGAUCCUCCAACUGCCAACCUCCCUUCUCUGGAACCUCCUCCUGGAUUUCAAAUCCAUGCAGAGAUUGUCAUGGAACUGCCAGUGGAACAUGGGCUCCUUCUUGACAACCUCCUGGAUCUUGCACAUGCCCCUUUCACCCAUACUUCUACCUUUGCCAAAGGAUGGAGUGUGCCUAGCUUGGUGAAAUUCUUGACUCCUGCAUCUGGCCUUCAAGGGUACUGGGACCCAUACCCGAUAGACAUGGAGUUCCGCCCACCAUGUAUGGUGCUUUCAACAAUUGGGAUCUCAAAGCCCGGAAAAUUGGAGGGGCUAAAUACCCAGCAAUGUUCAACACAUCUACACCAACUUCAUGUGUGUAUGCCUUCAUCAAGACAGAAAACAAGACUAUUGUACAGAAUGUCUCUGGAUUUUGCUCCUAUUCUGAAGCAAAUCCCAUUCAUGCAUCUCUUGUGGAGACAUUUUGCUGAGAAGGUUCUGAAUGAAGAUCUGCGGCUGGUACUUGGUCAGCAGGACAGGAUGAACAAUGGAGCAAAUGUCUGGAACUGGCCUGUGUCAUAUGACAAGCUAGGAGUAAGAUACAGGUUAUGGAGAGAUGCUGUAGAAAGAGGAGCUAAAACAUUACCUUUCAGCAAUACCAAGUAGAUUAUCAGCCAAGAAAUGGAUUUCAACCCCUUAUUGGUUCUCAACUUGAAACCAACAGUAUACAAAGUUGCGGAAAAUCCAAAUGCAAUAUCCCUGUAUCACCACCCACCCCUCUUAUCUCUCAAUAAGUGGAGCAGAGACCCUCCGGAAACUGUUGAUGGAUCAGAAGCAUGGAAAAGAAGAUAUCUAUGUACAAGAUCCUUGUAAAGAAAAGACUACACAAUCUUUAUGGCUUUUUUGUGUACAGGGCUGAACCCAUUUUUUUGAACUUCUGCUUCCCAUUCAGGUCAAUAAAUUCACAAAUCCAUUCUUGGAACUGGUCUUUGUCGAUUGAUCUGUUACCGGUGAAAUCAAGCUAUUGUUGUGAUAAUUUAAGAAUUUCAGUUGUUGAAGACAAUAAAUACAUGCAAUUCAAUUGUGUACAGGUGCAUUUUGAAUUGCUUCUGAUA